This is a messenger RNA of Limanda limanda (common dab), 2168 nucleotides long. RefSeq names its product RNA binding motif protein 12Ba (gene rbm12ba). Lineage: Eukaryota; Metazoa; Chordata; Actinopteri; Pleuronectiformes; Pleuronectidae. Gene Ontology annotation, cellular component: ribonucleoprotein complex. Gene Ontology annotation, molecular function: RNA binding. The record is from RefSeq and is a predicted model, not a curated record. Bases 143 to 1996 code for a protein of 617 amino acids. The transcript is spliced from 2 exons.
GUCAGUGGAAUCCAGCCCGCAGCAGCAGCAGAGGUGGAGACGGAAGAACAGCAGCAGCACGUAGCAAAGCGACCUGUUAACCACUGCGGUGUUUUUUAGUUUUUUACCUGAGUUUCGACCCCACCCUACCUGCUAUGACAAAAUGGUCAUAAUCCUGUGCUUGCGAGGGCUCGAUGUGAAGGCAGGUACUGAAGAUAUAAGGAAGUUCUUUAAAUGCCUUUUUAUACCCAAUGGUGGCGUGUACAUAGUGGGAGGAUGUCUCAGAGAGGCUUUUAUUGCAUUCACCACUGAGCUAGAUGCCAAACUCGCCAUGACGCACAAUGGAGAUCUGCUCAAGGGAUCUAAAGUGACUCUACACAUCAGCAGCAUGGAGGAGCUGGAGCUGAAGUUAAAGAAACAUAUGAAGAGGAAGGAUGUGAAGUUACAUAUGAAGAAUCAGGGAGCUAAGUUGCAGACGGAGACACAGGAUGUGAAGUUGCAGACAAAGACACAGGAUGUGAAGUUGCAGAUGGAAAGAAAGGAGAAGUUACAAAUGAAGAUACAGGAAGAGAACAAUACAAAUAUAACCUCCCCCACCCAACAAGGUAUCAAAAGUCCUCAACCAUCUCCGGAUGCAAAUUGGCCCCCUUUGAAUGCACAGGAUCCGAAUACUUUAAAUCUUGCAUCCUCUACUUCUCGUCCUCUUGAUCCACGCAUUGCAAAACGGCAUCAGCCUUUGCAUCAAAAUACUUUAGCUCCACAAACGUCAGUAGUGAACACACUUGAUCCCAAUACUGCCUUUCUUCUCGGGAUGUGCACUAUCCUUCAAAGGCUCCAGACAUCCAGUCCUGAACAAAACAGUGAGGCGGUGCAAAUGACGGAGCUCCCCAAUGCAGACAGCAAAUCAGUUGCCUGUGAUUUUGAAAGGAAAUCAGAACUAACUCUGGACUCGAGACCCGGUUACGUCAGGCUCUUUGGUCUGCCUGCCUCCGCUACAAAAGAGGACAUAUGCAGUUUUUUCACAGGGUUGGAAGUACAGGAAGCCAUGGUGAACGUGAAGUUGGGACGCGGCCAUGGCUGCCUGGUGAAGUUUGCAAAGGCGGACGAUGAAUGCGAUGCUCUUCAUUUCAACAAUCAGUUCCUGGGGCCCAUCCGUGUGGAGGUACGUGGAGCAACUGAGAAGAUGUGGACCAGUGCGCUGCAGGAAUGUGAGAAUGUUGAUGGCACGAGAGGGAAGCCCCACCCAAACCCCCUUAGGGAAACUGCAAACCCCAAAGAAACAUUCCCGAUAUUACCGCUGAGGAAGAGGAAGUCGGAUCAUCUGUCUCCAAAUAAACGGGUAAAAAAGCCAAGACCAUACUUUGACUCAGUAUCUACCUCAUCUCCAAGAAUGGACUACAUUGUCAUGGCCUGUAAUCUUCCCCAAACGAUGACUAAGACUGAAAUAAAGGAAUUGUUUCAAUGUCCAAACCUUGCACAAAAAAAUGUGCUUCACCUGCUGGACCACGAAAGCAACAGAACAGACACAGCAUUUCUUAUUUUCAACCGCAUUGAGGAUAAUGACUAUGCAAUAAAUCUAAAUGGGUGCCAUGUGGGUUCUGGCAUCAUUGAAGUAUCAUCAAUCACUAGGGACAAGAUGAAUGACGUGAUGAUGGCUAAAAUCCAUCCCAGGAGGCGCACGAGGAUAAACCAAAAUCAAAAGAGGAAAUCCACCCUACACUCAAAUACAGCUGCUCAGACGUGCUUGUUUGUGAGAAACUUGGCUGCAAAUGUAAAAGUGAGUCAUAUACAAAACCUGUUCUGCAAGUACAAGCCGGUGGAGGAAAAUAUACAUUUAUUGCAUAACAGUGAUGGCAACAGUAUUGGUGAGGCCAUAGUUCAGUUCAAGUCACCGAAGCUUGCAGCCCUGGCUCAAGGGCUCAAUGGUCAGGACUUAAUGGGGGCACACGUGCUCCUAACCUGCAUUAGUGUAAAGCAGAUGAAUGACAUCUUGGCAAAAACAUUGCCAUCACCAUAGCCAAAGACCGACAGAGAUCGCCAUGUUCCUUUCAAGACAAUUAUAUUCAAGCUGUUAUUCUGCUCGACUUAAUCAACCCAUUGAAUUUGUAAACUUUUUGACCUACCAAAUGUCUUAAUUUUGUUCUGUUAUUUUGUACUGUCAAUUUGAAAAUAAAUAUUGUUUAAACACU